AUGAAGUUGUAUCUCCAGCUCAUCACUGCAAGUCUGUCACUCGCAACACUCCAAUGUGCACUCGUCCCUUCAACCUACAAGGGUUCAAAGGGUCUGCAUGAACUGGCCAAGGAGCACGGCAAAUACACGGGUACAGCCACGGACAAUGGUGAACUGACCGAUAAGUUUUACGUCGAAGCCCUUCAGGACGCGAGUGAGUUCGGCAUGAUCACCCCUGGGAAUGCCAUGAAAUGGGAUGCCACCGAGCCAACCCAGAACACCUUCACCUAUACCAAGGCUGACGAGAUCGUUGCGCUCGCUAAGAAGUCGGGGGCUCAAAUCCGGUGCCACACGCUCUUGUGGCACUCGCAAGUCCCAUCUUGGGUCCAAAGUCUCAGCAAAACCGAGAUGCUGAGUGCACUGGAAAACCACAUUACCAAAGUCAUGACGCACUUUGGAGAUACGUGCUAUGCGUGGGAUGUGGCCAACGAGGUCAUGGGGGAUGACGCAGUCUACCGCAAGUCGUUCUGGUACAACGCUACGGGCACGGACUACAUUGUCACGGCCUUUAAAACAGCGAAUGCCGUCAAGAAGUCCUUGAAGUUGAAGACCAAGUUGUACUACAACGACUAUAACACCAACACGAUCAAUGCCAAGUCCACGGCUGUCCUGGACAUGAUCCAGAAACUGCUGCUUGAUGCGGAUAUCGGGAUUGACGGCAUGGGGUUCCAGUCGCACUCGAGUUUCUCCGACACGUCUUCGACCGAAGACCUCGUGGCCAAUUUAGAGCGCUUCUCGGCACUUGGACUGGACGUUGCGUACACGGAACUUGACGUCAAGACGAGCUCCCCGACGCCAUCGCCAGAGGAGGAAGAAAAGCAAGUGGUCGUGUACACCAACACGAUUGCAGCAUGUCGGAAGGUGAAGAAAUGCGUGGGCGUGACGAUCUGGGGCUUUGCGGACCAGUAUACCUGGCUCAAGGACUCGGCGCCACUUCCAUGGUAUCAGCCAGCUGGAAAAGGCACGAAGCUUGUGCGCAAGCGUGCGUACGAUGGAAUUGCUGCCGGGUGGGGGCCUUCUGCCAGUAGUAACUCGUCCACGUCGAGUGGUGCUGCUGGUGAAGGUAAGACUGAAAGCCCGAGCAAGGAAGACGAGGGUAGUCCUGAUGAUGAGACGUUGACGGCUGAGAAGAGUGAUGCCAAAGCACCGGGUGGCGGUGAAGAUGCCGAAGAUUUGACGGUGAAUACUUCUUUGGAGACCACGAGCAGCUCGUUAAGCGACGAUGACGGUGGGGGUAAUGAAGUUGCAAGUGAGGCAAUUCACAACGUCGACGAUGCUGUCAAAACUGGUACCUCGAGUCAAAGCGACUCGGUCACUGAAGAUCUAUCGUCGUUGGUUCCGACAACCACAGCAGAAAACGAGAGCAGCACUCAAUCUGCGUCAACCAAAGAAGGCGCUGCCUGCAUUCGUCACCUUCGCAAGUAA
Messenger RNA from Peronospora matthiolae, 1464 nucleotides. NCBI's taxonomy places the organism in Eukaryota, Oomycota, Peronosporomycetes, Peronosporales, Peronosporaceae. The record is from the annotation of a GenBank genome assembly.